Hirsutella rhossiliensis is the source of this 633-nucleotide messenger RNA. Its product is annotated as phospholipid methyltransferase domain-containing protein. Gene Ontology annotation, biological process: phosphatidylcholine biosynthetic process. NCBI's taxonomy places the organism in Eukaryota, Fungi, Ascomycota, Sordariomycetes, Hypocreales, Ophiocordycipitaceae. Gene Ontology annotation, molecular function: S-adenosylmethionine-dependent methyltransferase activity. The transcript has 4 exons. The coding region runs from base 1 to 633 and encodes 210 amino acids. The record is from RefSeq and is a predicted model, not a curated record.
AUGGUCAGCAUCGUGUCUUUGGUGGGCGACCUUGCCCGCCAUGUCGACCUCGGCAAGAAGAGCCUCGUGGUCUCGGCCUGCUCCAUUGCCUUCAACCCCUUGUUCUGGAAUAUCGUCGCGCGCCAAGAGUACCACAACAAGAUACUGACGAAGCUGUUUGGCGGCCGCUCGCGUACCGCAUGCUACGCUCUCGCCGCCACCAUCUUCUCCCUCGGCCUCGUCCGCGACUUCAUCUACAAGACGGCCAUCCAGGAACAGCCGUCGCACCCCCUGCUGCUGACGCCCUACUCCCAGGCCGCCGCCUACACGCUGCUGCUGUGCGGAAACGUCCUGGUCAUCUCGUCGACGUGGGCGCUGGGCAUCACCGGCACCUUCCUGGGUGACUACUUUGGCAUCCUCAUGGACGACAUGGUGACGGGAUUUCCCUUCAACGUCUGCGGCGCGCCCAUGUACUGGGGCUCCACCAUGAGCUUCCUCGGCUCGGCCCUGCUGUUUGGCAAGCCCGCCGGCCUUUUCCUGACGGGCUGGGUGUGCCUGGUCUAUGUCCUGGCGCUACGCUACGAGGAUCCCUUUACAGCCGAGAUUUACGCCAAGCGGGAACGCGAGAGGGCUGCCGGCAAGAAGCAGAAGUGA